AUAAAACUAGUCUUUGGGGUUUUAAAUUAAUAACUUACAAAGUGAAAGUCCGCAUGAAUAUGAAUCUGCAUGAACAUGUCCAAACGAACGAAAGUCGGCAUGAACGUAUCAUGCGAAAAGUCUGCAUGAACAUAUCCAGCAAAAGUCUGCGUGAACGUAUCCCAAGCGAAAGUCUGCGUGAACGUAUCCCAAGUGAAAGUCUGCGUGAACGUAUCCCAAGUGAAAUUGAUUGUUUUUUAGUAGAUAAAAUUUGUAUUGAUUUACGUGCUAAGAAAGCAUGUUUUUUG
Molecule: messenger RNA, 287 nt
Organism: Racocetra fulgida
Lineage: Eukaryota; Fungi; Glomeromycota; Glomeromycetes; Diversisporales; Gigasporaceae
Source: the annotation of a GenBank genome assembly